UGCGGCUCGGCGCGAGCGGGGCGGGGGAGAGCGGUGUCCGUCUGACGAACGACAGAGGAGCGGCGGCGGCGGCGGCGCAGGAGCAGGAGGCCCGGGACAGCCCCCACCCCCCACACACACAGCGGCAGCCAGCACCGUGAGGCCAGCCUCUCUCUACCCGCGUCCCAUCCCAGCGACCUACCUACCCCCAGCAUCCACCCGGUAGUGGGGUUACCGGGGGGAGGAGAGGGUUAACUGCCCCGUCAGCACAGUUACCCGCCUUGUCAAGGUGUUUAAUUGCCUCAAGUGAGGGUUUAAACUGCCCCGACAGGAGAGCUAGCCGUGGGUUUAACGGUCUCGUCAGAGCUUUAACCGCCCCCUUCACACGGUGAAUUGUCACAGCUGAGGACUCACGUCCUGUCAGAGGGUCAAUAGUCUCAACUGAGGGUUUAACUACCCCGUUGGGACUGGGGUUUUAAUUGCCCUGUGCUGUGCUGUUCCGGAGGGUUUAACUGCCACUGUCGGAGGGUUCAUUGCCUCAGCUGGUGAAUUAACUAUCACUCUGGGAGUCAGGAGGCUUAACUACCCCUGACUGGGGGGUUCAACUGCCACUGUCAGAGGGUUCAUUGUCUGAACCAAGGGUUUAACUUUACCCUCUGGGAGUAAGGGGAGUUUAACUACCCCCACACCAGAGGCUUCACUGUCCUCCCUGAGGGUCAAUUGUCUCAACUGAGUGUUUAACUGCCCCUUUGGGAAUCAGAGGGGUUAACUGCCCUGUCGGAAGGUUAAUUGGCUCAGCUAAGGGUUUAACUACCCCUUUGGGAGUCCGGAGGAUUUAACUACCUCUGGCAGAGGUAACUGUCCAGUUGGAGGGUUAAUUGUCUCAACUGCAGGUGUAACUGCCCUGUCAUAGAGUUUAAUUGCCCUGUCAGAAGGUUUAGCUGCCCCAUCAGGAGGGUUUAAACUGCACCAGUUAAGGGUUUGACUGCCCUGUCAGGACAGGAUGGAUUAUUUGCUCCAGCUGAGGGUGUAACUGCCCCCCCCCCCCCCCCCCCCCCGCACUUCCUGCAGAGAGUGUAAAGCAAUUGCCCCAAAAGGUUUAAACGGUGCCCCAACAGAGGGAAUAAAAGGCUGCACCAGCAGAAGUUUUUCCAUCUUUCGCAGCUUCACCAGCAGAGGGUUUAAAGCCAAGAUCCCUGGCAGAGGGAUUUAAACCUUUCCCUGUCUCAGUUCACCCAGUAGGAUUGUUAUCACCUCUCCACCCCUACCUCGCCCUAAGCAGAGUCCACCAGCCUUGCCAUGCAGAACAUCUUGGUCUCCAUGGGCACCGUGGCCAGCACGGUGACAGUGUGCCAGGUGCUGCGGCACAUAGCCAGGGCGUUCCUGAAGCCUCGGUGCGUGAUUUCACGAGGGGGUGGGCUGAGCCAGACACCGCUGCAACUGGCCAUCGAAUUCAUCUCCACCCUGCAGCUGUGCAUCUGCACCCACGAGCUGAGGCUGCUAGGGGAGUCGGGGCUGCUGCCGGGGCUGGGGCCGUCCCUGGUGCUGGUCUACCUCGUCACCCUGGUUCACCUCUCCACCUUUGGCAGCGCCAGCUGCAACCCAGUCAACACUCUGGAGCGCUUCCUCUGCGGGCAGUAUAGUGGGAAGCUGGCCCUGUCCAAGGUGCUGCUGCAAGUACUGGCAGCCUUGGCCGCCCGCCGGGUGACCGAGACUAUCUGGACCCUGCACAUGUCCGACCUACACUGGCACCACUGCAAGAACCACUUUAAGUGCACCCCAGCAAUGAAGACCAGUACCUUAAGCAACGGCAUGUUCGUAGAGUUCUCCUGUGCCUUCAGCCUGAGGGCCGUCAUCGUCCGCUUCCAACAUCUCUCUGCUAAUCGCAGGAUGUUCUUGGUGGCCGGGUUAAUCACCUUCCUGGUGUUUGCAGCUGGAGGGCUGACGGGAGCCGUGUUUAACCCAGCGCUGGCCUUUUCAAUCACGUUCCAUUGUGACGGAUAUACCUUCCUCGAAUACAGCUUCGCUUACUGGCUUGGACCUCUCCUAGGUGCCCUGACAGCUGUGAUGUUGUUUGACAAGAGGAUGGUAUGUUGUGCCAACGCCGCUGUGCAAACUCCGAGGAGCAGCAUGAAGACAGACUGAAGGGUGAAUGAACGAGGUCGAUCGCAUUAUGAAGCUUUUCCUUCCAUUUCAACUGGGACUUUGAUAAAUGAAGGACUGUAAGCAUGCUGUAUUAAUCGACAGAGGUCUGUAUAACAAUUUUUAGGGAAUCUUUUACAAAAGUUGAGGAAAAUUUCUAACGUAGAUUUUAUUCUGUGGAUCUGUGGUUGUUCCGAGGUUGCUACUGCCUUGGAGAAGGAGUCUCUUGUCUUAAGAGGCAACGAUGGGUGCUAACACGAACUACAUCGGUAGAGGCAAACCAUCUUGUCAAUGAAGAAUCUGUCUUAAUAACACAACUGUGAAGCUGCUUGGUUAUAUACUAGGGGUUGUUGGUCAGCAGAGUUCUAUAGAAACACACUUGUACCACUAGAUUUUAUUGUUUUAUUAAUGUUUGUCCUGUAGCACCUGCUGUUGUUUAUAGACUCAGUGAAUGUGAUGGGGAGAGGGUCUGCGGCAAGGGGUUGCACUGGCUGGCUGUGUGGGUGCUCCAUUUAGUUGCAGCGUCAGCGUGGGACGGGCAGUGCUGAUGCUGGGCCAGAGGGUUGGAUGGUACAAUUGCAAGGCUGGGUUGCCAUGCCUGCAUUCCACAGAGGGAGAGAGAAGGCAAUCACGCGAAGAGCCAUCAUAAUGGAUAACUUUGGGGUGCAUUGGCACGGUGCCAGGAGUGGGGGUUAGGGGAAGGAUGGUAGGGGAUAGUACACUCACUGUGUCGUGCCCUCUGUGAGCCAAUGAAUUAUGGAUUCACAUAUGAACCAAAAGAAGAGAUAAGCAGUUAGAAAAUAAACUCUCACUUACAAAGGACGUGUUGUUGAUUAGGGUAACUUCCCCAUUAAAUGUGUCUGGAUAGUGAGAUCAUCUGAAAGUUGAAUUUUACUCUCUUAAAUUGAAUUGUGUUUAAUUUAAUCAACAUUUGAACAGUGACUAACAGCCCUUUAACACUCAGACCAUUGCCAGGGUAGUGUCAUUUUUAGAUAUAGUGUAGAAUUUUGCAUUAAUUCAUUUGUUCUCUCAUGUUUGGAAAAGUUAGAGAACUCCUCAAGGGAGUGUGUGGGGGGAGGGGGAUGGAGGGUGCAAUUUUUAUUUGAGAUUAGGAAAAUCAAAUUCUUCCAAUGGCGCAACUAACAGCACAGUGGCUCAGUGAAAGAUCUGUUGCCUUACAGCGCCAGAGACCCCAGUUCAAUGCUGUCUGCACGGAGAUUUGUACGUUCUCCCUGUGACCACGUGGGUUUUCUCCGGGUACUGCAUCCCAAAAAGGUACAGGUUUGUAGGUUAAUUGGCUUUGCUAAAAUUGUAAAUUGCCCCUAGUGUGUAGGAUAGUGCUAUUGUACGGGGUGAUUGCUGGUCGGCACGGACUCGGUUGGCCGAAGGGCCCGUUUCCGCGCUGUAUCUCAAGUCUAAAAGGUGAGCAGGCAGUUCAGUGGGAUAGCCACUGCGCAAACUGGAAUAAUUAUCGGUCUGGGUUCCAAUGUCAGUCUUCAGCUUUCGAGAGGUUUUACUCACUCCUGGAAGAAACUGAGGUCAGACUCUAGUCCAGGCUUUUAUAAUUCGGCAACACAUCAGAAAGCACCUGAUACCCAUUGUAGGGAAGUGUGAGUUACACCAGCCUAUGGGUUAGAAGACUGGUUGGACACUGAAAAUGUGAUUUAUAGCUGCUGGAUAAUGAAUUCCGGGAAUGCAGGAAGGUAACUGGAAACAAAGUCAUGUUUGAUUGAGAUGGGGACUACACCUGAAGGUUUCAGGUGAGAUCCGUUAGACUCUUCCUGACCCGGUGAUGCAUUUUCACUGUACAUUCCGAUUAAAUGACCAUUCCUUGACUAUGGAACCACGUUGAUGAGUAAAUGUUUUGAAAUUGUUUAAGAUUA
Messenger RNA from Leucoraja erinaceus (little skate), 4004 nucleotides. It is a transcript of the gene aqp11, whose product is annotated as aquaporin 11. Gene Ontology annotation, biological process: transmembrane transport. The coding region runs from base 1279 to 2124 and encodes 281 amino acids. Gene Ontology annotation, molecular function: channel activity. The transcript has 3 exons. The record is from RefSeq and is a predicted model, not a curated record. Lineage: Eukaryota; Metazoa; Chordata; Chondrichthyes; Rajiformes; Rajidae. Gene Ontology annotation, cellular component: cytoplasm; membrane.